This is a messenger RNA of Durusdinium trenchii, 402 nucleotides long. The record is from the annotation of a GenBank genome assembly. NCBI's taxonomy places the organism in Eukaryota, Dinophyceae, Suessiales, Symbiodiniaceae.
AUGAAUGUCUUUAAUACGCUCACCGUUCAGUUAUUGAACAUUUUUACCUUCCAUGUUUUUCUUUGUUGGUUCACAACAUUAUUGAAGUUUGCGACGCUCAUGAACAGGUGUUUACAAGAACUGUGUUUUUAUGCGCAUGGUUCAGCCGAGGAAGGAGGACGUGGUCGAGAAACAAGAAUAUACUUUUUGUCAUUGGUCCCUGGACUCACCUCAGAUGACAUCAAUGAUGAGGAUGGCUUCCAGCUGGAUGUUUUGCACUUGAAGAAGGAUGAUGGUCGGUGUGGAGGACUCCCUACUGUGGAAAAUGGUAGUGGGAUUCUCCAAGAUUCUUCAGGAUUUCUGGCAAGACCAACUUCCACUGUGUUAACGCCCUGCAGAAGCUCAAGGAGUUAUGAACUAUGA